Emys orbicularis (European pond turtle) is the source of this 1116-nucleotide messenger RNA. RefSeq names its product NIPA like domain containing 2 (gene NIPAL2). Lineage: Eukaryota; Metazoa; Chordata; Testudines; Emydidae. Gene Ontology annotation, biological process: magnesium ion transport. Gene Ontology annotation, molecular function: magnesium ion transmembrane transporter activity. Bases 1 to 1116 code for a protein of 371 amino acids. The record is from RefSeq and is a predicted model, not a curated record. Gene Ontology annotation, cellular component: membrane. The transcript has 11 exons.
AUGGCUGGAGAAAUGCACAUCCUGACCACAUUAGACCAUCUGCCCUGGAACUCCACCUCUGCGGAGCAAGGGGCCAGAAAUGGGUCCCAAUCCAACUUUUGGUACAAUACAAACAAGACUCAGCUCUUGGGUGUUUUGCUGGCAAUCACUGGAAAUUUUCUGAUUAGUAUCUCUUUGAAUAUCCAGAAAUAUGCUCAUCUCCGACUGGCAUGCCAAGCAAAUCAAAAGCCCUAUUACACAAGCAAGCUGUGGUGGUGUGGAAUUAUCCUCAUGGGGCUUGGAGAGCUGGGAAACGCUGCAGCUUAUGGAUUUGCUCCAGCCACCCUUAUAGCUCCAUUAGGAUGUGUAUCCGUCAUAGGUAGUGCGUUUAUUUCUGUCUUAUUCCUAAAAGAAACCAUGAGGGCUGCUGAUAUGUUAGGUGGAACCCUGACAAUUGCAGGAACAUAUUUGUUGGUGACAUUCGCUCCAAAUGUAACCCAGGAGCUCACGGCAACUAAAAUACAGAAUUAUUUAAUUAGCUGGCAGUUUCUGAUCUAUGUGAUCUUAGAAAUAAUAAUAUUCUGCAUUCUUCUGUAUUUCUACAAAAGAAAGGAUGUGAAGCACAUCGUGGUUUUGUUAAUGAUGGUAGCACUACUAGCAUCACUGACGAUCAUUUCAGUAAAGGCUGUGGCAGGCAUGAUAACAUUCUCUGCAAAGUGCAAAAUGCAGCUAACAUACCCCAUUUUCUAUAUCAUGUUCAUUAUAAUGGUGACAUCUUGUGUUUUCCAAGUCAAGUUCUUAAAUCAAGCUAUGCAGCUCUACAAUGCAACAGUCGUUGUGCCAAUUAACUUUGUGUUCUUCACAACCAGCGCCAUCAUUGCAGGGGUCAUAUUUUAUCAGGAAUUCCAAGGUGCAGCUUUGCUGAGUGUGUUCAUGUUUCUAUUCGGGUGUCUUCUGUCAUUUCUUGGCGUGUUUGUAAUCACACGAAAUCGAGAAGAGGAGCAUUUGCAAGUUCCUUAUAUUGAUUGUGGACACAUCCCUGGAAAAAAAGAGAUUGACAAAAUACAGCCGGAUUCAAACAGCUUAUCCUACGGCACUUUGCAUGAUGAAGAUGACUGGACGAGUGCUCAGAGCUAA